Trypanosoma cruzi is the source of this 1125-nucleotide messenger RNA. RefSeq lists its product as uncharacterized. The record is from RefSeq and is a predicted model, not a curated record. The coding region runs from base 1 to 1125 and encodes 374 amino acids. NCBI's taxonomy places the organism in Eukaryota, Euglenozoa, Kinetoplastea, Trypanosomatida, Trypanosomatidae. The transcript has a single exon.
AUGACACAAAAGCUUCUUUUGGCGGAAGGCCUUGACCUUUUACGCCGCACGGAGGCCCGGGAGUACGAGGUCGACCGCAUCCAGGCCCGUAUCUGUUCAAGCAGCAAGUACCGUCAUGAGCUUCUGCGCCUCGUCCAGGCGUACAACACCGUCUACCACGACUACCUACGCGCGGUGGAGAUUAUUAAUUAUGUACGUCGCACCGCCGCGAGUAACAAUGACCCGAGGGAUGAAAAACUUAUCGAGAUGUGUGAGGGGAAAAUGAGGGCUUACAUGGACCGCUGCGAAGUUGUGCGCAAGAAGGAAGACAACAUCCUUCUUCCCAUUGAGCAAAUGAAUCAGGACUGGACAAGUGAUGACUUUUUGCUGGGGUCCCCUGUGUUUGUGCUUAGCGGCGUUCAACACGCCAUUAAGCGCAAUGCGCCAUUCGUCCGCGAGGAAAAACUGGGCGACGGCUCAUAUCUUUUCGUCGUGAAGAAUUUGGACUCCUACAACGUGGCAGCGCCUGAACUCAGCGUGACCAUCGAUAUUGUACCCCAUAAGGGGCAGCAGCAGCGACUGGAGAAGGUGAUUCCAUGCCAGUGUGGGUGGCGGCGCGCCAUUGGGGUCGUUACCUCCACGGAACUGCACGUGCUGAUUCGCUCCAAGGGUUUACUGCGGGACUCGCAUGUGGAUGUUGCUCUCUACCGUCUGGAGCCCAAGAGUGCAACCACCACUCAGGCCCCGCCGCCAGGUGCGAUGUCGGAUCAACGCAUCGCAAAGCUGCCUAAACUCACCGAUGAGGACUUGGCACUACUUUCCAUUCCAAAUGUUCCCACAGAAUCGUUAGCGCCCCUGCCGCACCAGGGUGCACAACCGAACGAAACAGGCAAUGCAAUGCAGGAACUUCAGUCGCUUAGGGUGCCGUAUUCUCAACCGAGAACACAGUUGGCAGCGAUGGUUCCGGAGCCCAUUGAGGUGAACCCCGCCAACAUGAGUUGUGCAGAACGUAUGCAACGGCUGAGAAACACACUGAGUGCGUGGCCCAAUUCAAACGUCCUGGCAGUGCCACUGGACAGGGAACAACAAUGUGUUUUACAGGCCGUUUUUGCAUUGCCGUUCCCUAGCGAUCUCGCCAGCGAUUGA